Iphiclides podalirius (scarce swallowtail) is the source of this 609-nucleotide messenger RNA. The record is from the annotation of a GenBank genome assembly. NCBI's taxonomy places the organism in Eukaryota, Metazoa, Arthropoda, Insecta, Lepidoptera, Papilionidae.
AUGUCGAAUAAAAAGUUCCAACGACCUCUGCGACCUGGUUUUGGAGGUGGAAGUGACUGGAGUGGCAUCAUCGUAGCAGACGGUGGAUUUGCAGAUGGUGGCGGCUUUGAAGGCAAAGGAGGCAGCGACGAAUUAGCCGGUGGUAAUGGAGGCAGCUUGGGCAACGGAGCUCGCUUUGAUGGUCAAAGAGGCGAUGACGUACUCGAUAGCGUUUGCGGGGGCGUUGGGUCCGAUGCUAGCGACGUUGCUUUAGGCGACGGCAACGGACUAGGCGGUGGCGUUGUAGAAGAACACAGCGACGGCGAUGAACUUAGCGUUGGUGGACUGGAAAGCGGAGGUGGGCCAAUCGGCGGUCACAGGAACUCGAGGGGCCAGGUUCCACCGCCAGCGCUAGCGGUUGCCUCGGCAAAGGGAGCUCCAGCACUAGCGGCCAGGCCAGUUCUAGCGGCCAGGGCAACUCUAGCGCCCACGCCAGUUCGAGCGGCAGUUCCGUCUCCAACGGAUGCUAGUCGGCCGUCAGGCGCACAAAUCGAUCGCUGGAAGCAAAUGCACCAAGCCCCACCUUUCAAUGUUCAAAAAUUUACAAGUCUAGAUGUUAUAAUAAAUAAA